This is a messenger RNA of Planococcus citri (citrus mealybug), 3457 nucleotides long. RefSeq names its product centrosomal protein of 131 kDa-like. NCBI's taxonomy places the organism in Eukaryota, Metazoa, Arthropoda, Insecta, Hemiptera, Pseudococcidae. The transcript has 15 exons. The coding region runs from base 177 to 3392 and encodes 1071 amino acids. Gene Ontology annotation, cellular component: centriolar satellite. The record is from RefSeq and is a predicted model, not a curated record. Gene Ontology annotation, biological process: regulation of centrosome duplication; cilium assembly; intraciliary transport involved in cilium assembly.
CGACGUUGUUCGUUUCGCUUACUUAGAUACAGUCGUAUUGACUAUCAUUGAUUAAAUAUAGAUGUAAAGUGACGAAAAAUGGGCUAGUUUAUUUAGCGUGAUACUUUGAUUAGAAAUAGGUAGAAGACAACAGAGGGUCGAUAAACGCGGAAGCGAAUUCCAUUUUUCAUCACAAGAUGACUAUAUCAAAAACUCAAUCGAAAAAGAAAAACAGCACUCAAUCAUUGCAACUUUCCGGAUCGCAGAUUAAUCUAUCGCCUCGUCCAACGCCGGUAACUCACAUUACUUGGUCUUCGAGUUACAAAAGUUAUCCUAUUAGAAGAUCAGUGUCAGCUUUUGGAUUCCAGCAGGAAGCAGACGAACGUGACCAUCAUCGAAACAGCAGCAGACCACUUUCAGCUGACAAUAUACGAUACAUAAAUAGACGAAACUUUGCUGACGAUUUUCAUCAGGAGAUCACGAUAUCUUCUCGCAGUCAAAGCAAAGAUGAAGUCAAUUUUGCCGAAACCUGCAUGCUAUCGGAAAAUGUUUACGAAAACAUCUUGAACGGAUACUCGGAGAACAAACAAAUCGCAAGGUACGAAAAAAUGGAAAGCGCCAGCGAUAUGAAACCAGGCUUAUCUCUGAAACCACCUUUACCACCGCCAUCCACAGAAGCCAAAUUCCACGCGAAUAAAAUAGACCCUGAAACAGAAGGCUUCGUCGAAAGCGAAGAAAAUUUAAAAACUGCCACUGAGAAAGAAGCGUUUGACGAAAUAAUCGCUCUGAAAUUUCAAAGAUGGUUCCCGAAUACAAUCAAUCACACCCACAGUCACAGUCACAACUCGAAUCACGCUGAAGGCUCUAGUUCGGAAGCUGAUGAAAUUGACGACGUUGAGUUGCUAUCGUAUAAAGAACGUAAUUACAAAACUCGUGAAUACCGGUACGAAGUGCAUCGAAAAAAUUCAGCUAACAAAUUGCCCAGCAACGGUGCAAGCACUGGUAAAAACUCAGCAAAAAAAAAUCAAUCGAAAAACAAAGCCGCCCACCAGACAUCACCUUCGCCGAUUCAGGUGACCACAAACAAUGAUUCGGCAGACAGCUUGCCCACUGGCAACGUCAAUAGCCACCGAAUUGAGCCAUCUAGGGAUCGAGAUCACCAACAUGACGAUAAUGACAAACAACUCUGCAAAGAGACUGAGUAUGAAAACAUGGUGAAGAAAAAAACAUCUCAUACUGUUGCAACAGUACACUCGAAACCAAAAUUAGUGACACCGCCGCCGAAUACGAGCUCGUUCAAAAAAUCUAAUCUUCAGUCACCUUGCGCCAGUCCAUUGAAAAAACAGAAGAAAAUUUCAUUUUGCAUGGAUACAGCGACUGAGGUGAAAAAUGAAAAACACGACAGUAAUGACAACUUUGUCGAACCGUAUUUCGCUGCCAAAAAUUUGCCAUUGCAUAAUGACGAGGAAUGCAGCCGCCAUCAGGGUACUGCAGACAUGUCGAAAAAUAACAGAGACUCGACAAUAGCAUCACCUCAACAGCCAGCUGGUUCCCAGAUUGAAGAUGUGCUUUCUUGGAUGUGUACUCAUCGCGGAAAUGUUCAAACUGAAGCUGGUGUUGAGCGUAAAAUAAAAACACCGGACAUGGAAACAAAUAAUUCGAUGUACGAAGAAAUGAUUGACAUUUUGAAAGAUAUCGAGAAAGAAGACAUCAGAAAAGAUGAUCCAAAAACCAACGAGAUGGCAGCAGGAGAACGUGCACCAUCAUCAUCAGCCAAGGCCAUAUGGUCGCUGAUUGAAGAAGCUAAAAAAGCAAACGACAUAAUCGAAAAUGCCGGUAUCAAUGAUGAAAUGCCUCAUCGCCAAUCACAUCCGCAAAAUGUAUCUCCUGGUCCGAGCAGAUGGAAUCCAGAGGAAAAAACCUGGAACCGUUUAUCAGAUUUGUUGAGAUUGUCGAGCACCGAGUUGGCGCAAAAAACAAUGUCUUUACAAUUAUUACUGGAUGAUAGGGAAUCUGUACUGCAAAAUUUGAACGUUCGUCUAAGAACCAACGAACAAACGCACCAACAGCAAACACAACAGUUGGAAUAUUCCAUUCAAAAACAACUCAAACUUAUAGAACAGCUCAAAAAUGAGAAAAAAACCACUAGCGAAAAAAUGCAAAAACUCGUCGAAGACUUGGAAAAAAAGCACGCGACUGCUUUAAUAGCUUUGGAUGAAAAACAUAAAGUAGAAUUGAAGAAAAGUUUGGAAAAACAAGCCGCAGCUGAUAAAAUAGAGAGAGAUAAAUGGCUUGAAAUUAAAACUCAAAAAAUCAGGGAUUUAACCAUAAAAGGUUUAGAGCCAGAAUUAAAUCGAAUGGCAACCGCGCAUCAAGAAGAAAUAGCGGAAAUUCGAAAAUUUCAUAAGAGACAAAUCGAUGAUAUGGAAGAAGCUGCAAAUCGUCGAUUGUCCAUACAAAAAGAAAAAUUUGAGGCUGAAAAAGAAAAGGCACUCGCCAUCGAACGUGAAAUAUCGAGGCAAAAAUUGGCAGACGAGAUAGGAGAAUUAGAAAAACGCUAUCAAGAUCAAAGAAAACGAUUACUGGCUGAAGUGCAUGUAGAACGAGAGAACAUGGAACGACAAAAUGAAGCAACACUUGCCAUCAGAGAAAAGGACAAUGAAAGGAAAUGGGAAAAGAAGUCAAUCGAAAUGCACAAAAAAAUCGAAGCGUUGCAAAAUCAGCAUCAGGAAGAAAUGAAAAAAAUGCAGCAACAUUUCGAAAGUGAAAAACAAAUUUGGAUGAAAAAUCAAAUAAUCGAGUUAUCUGACAGAGAAGGUAAAAUUAGACAACAGUGUAAGAAAGAAAGAGAUAAGCACAUAGAGCUCAUCGUUCAGAAAUUAGAAAAUGAAAAUACUGAGCGAGAGGCAGCCAGUGAACAAAAAAUCAAACGGAUGAAAGAAAAAUACGAAGCUGAAAUUCACGAUUUGGAAACCGUUACCGAGAACCUCAAACGAAAAUUGAACGAAUGUAGGAGUGAAAUUCAAAAAAAUGAAGAAGUCGUAUCGCAGUUGAGAGCCCAAUUAAAUCAAUCUCAAACAGAAUACGUCUUUUUGAAAGAGAAAUACGACCGAUUACUUGCCGAACAAGGUGAGAUGCAAACCGCCGCCAAAUCCGAAUUAACCACCAGAUUACAUAUUUUACAAAGCGAGCUAAGUCAAGCCCAACUGACCUACGAGUCACAAAUCAAAAUGUUGAAAAGCGAAAAUGAACGAGAACUUUCGCAAAUGUACAACAAAGUGAAGGAAAUGAUUGAAAAAAAAGACUACCUCAUCAACACUCUAAACAAGCAGAAAGACGCCGCUUUGAAACAAUGCAAUCAACUAGAAGAACUACUACAGUGUAAAAAAAAGGAUCACAUCAUGAUUAGUUGACUAGACAAUUAAUGUUUUUAGUAUAAUUUUCAAAUCUGUUGAGUAAAGUUUGCGGCCCUAUUAGA